UGGAUGAGAUGCUGAAGAGCUGGCGAUGCUGUGACGCACAGACCGAGGCAGGAAUCAGCGGAUGGGAGCCAAGAAUGAUGUCUUCUUACUAUCAUCCGACCAAGGAGGCAGACAUGGCGGCCAUGGCGGAGCCGCUCUGCCUAGAAAGAGAUGUGUGCAGGGUGAUUGAGUUGUUGGACCGGUUGCAGCGCAGAGGUGAGCUGCCUCCCCCCAAACUGCAGGCCCUGCAGAGAGUCCUACAGAGCAAGUUCUGUGCCGCCAUCAGAGAGGUAUAUGAGCAGCUGUAUGACACUCUAGAAAUUGUCGGAGGACCAGAGGUGCGAGCGCAGGCAACAGCCAAGGCCACUGUGGCGGCCUUUGCAGCCAGCGAAGGCCACGCCCACCCACGGGUUGUGGAGCUUCCCAAGACAGAUGAGGGACUGGGCUUCAAUAUUAUGGGUGGCAAAGAGCAGAACUCCCCCAUCUACAUCUCCAGAGUGAUACCUGGCGGGGUGGCGGACCGCCAGGGGGGGCUGAAGAGAGGGGACCAGCUGCUGUCUGUCAACGGAGUGAGUGUGGAGGGCGAGCACCACGAGAAGGCCGUGGAAUUGUUGAAGGCUGCACAGGGUUCUGUCAAGUUGGUGGUGCGCUACACCCCCAAGGUCCUCGAGGAGAUGGAGGCUCGCUUUGAGAAGAUGAGGACAGCCCGGAGGCGACAGCAGCACACAAGCUACUCUUCUCUGGAGUCCAGGGGCUAACGGACCCAAUAGCUUCAUCCACGUCAUUAUCCAUCCUAUCUGACGCCUGUGUCCCCGUUGGAGACAUGUCCACCGAUGAGAAGUAGAAAACCAAAGAAGCCUACUAACGCCUGCUACCUGAAAUUAAGCCAAACACUAGAUUGGCUUUGUCACCGCUCUCCCAAUCCCUAUUUCUUAGAAACGUGCAGAUGUGUGUGUAGGGUCCAGUCCUGGUGAACCAGUGUCCGAACCACAUAAGGGCAAAGUCUUACAUUGAUAUUUAACUGUAUCCCAGUGUUUUGAUUCAGAACAUGCGCAUACGUAAGUGGUAGUCUUAAAGUACGUGGAAACGUACACAUUAGACACUUACGCCUUCCAGACCAUUUUCUCUGUGAUAGAUGGCUGACCAUGAGCAUUAUGACAAACUACGCUCAACUGCUGGCAAACAUUACAUUAGUUCUUAGACUGUCUCCUAUGUAUCAAUAUGUGGUUUAGUCGUGUAAUAAACUGGAAAUCAAACAGU
This is a messenger RNA of Nerophis ophidion (straightnose pipefish), 1239 nucleotides long. RefSeq names its product lin-7 homolog B (C. elegans) (gene lin7b). The transcript is spliced from 7 exons. Gene Ontology annotation, cellular component: basolateral plasma membrane; synapse; cell-cell junction. Gene Ontology annotation, biological process: maintenance of epithelial cell apical/basal polarity; protein localization to basolateral plasma membrane; neurotransmitter secretion. The coding region runs from base 9 to 737 and encodes 242 amino acids. The record is from RefSeq and is a predicted model, not a curated record. Gene Ontology annotation, molecular function: L27 domain binding. Lineage: Eukaryota; Metazoa; Chordata; Actinopteri; Syngnathiformes; Syngnathidae.